Leptonychotes weddellii (Weddell seal) is the source of this 976-nucleotide messenger RNA. Lineage: Eukaryota; Metazoa; Chordata; Mammalia; Carnivora; Phocidae. The record is from RefSeq and is a predicted model, not a curated record.
CAACUAGGCUUGUGGUGUCUCUGAUGCGUCUUGCUUGGCUUUCUCUUCAACAGUUUGUGAGUGAAAGAAGAAAUUAAACUAUGAUAAUUCGGCAUCCUGACUUUUUCGAGACCAGUCUUCUACUCCCUUCGUGAUUUUUGAGCUCCUCUGGGGUUCCUUUUAGCCCUGGUUCUGGGAGGGAGGAGCAGGUGGGGGAGCGCCUGGAACCCCAGCACGGCUUCCCAGGAAGGAGGGAAAAGUAACCCCUCAUCUUUGUGACUAGUCCACUUGUUGGCCUGGACUACAGUUUUGAAGUAUUUGAGGACCAUUUGUUUCCCAAGGAAUUACAGUUUGAGAGACUGACCCGAGAGCUGGAGGCAGAACGCCAGAUCGUCGCCAGCCAACUGGAGCGAUGCAAGCUUGGAUCAGAGACGGGCAGCAUGAGCAGCAUCAGUUCAGCAGAAGAGCAGUUUCACUGGCAAUCACAAGAUGGUCAAAAAGACAUCGAAGACGAACUUACAACAGGUCUUGAGCUGGUGGACUCCUGUAUUAGAUCACUGCAGGAAUCAGGAAUACUUGACCCACAGGAUUAUUCAACAGGUGAAAGGCCCAGCCUGCUCUCCCAGAGUGCACUUCAGCUCAAUUCCAAACCUGAAGGGUCCUUCCAGUAUCCGGCCAGCUACCAUAGCAACCAGACCCUGGCCCUGAGUGAGACAGCCCCUUCGCAGCUCCCCGCCCGAGGCACGCAAGCCCGAGGUGCGGGCCAGACCUUCAGCCAGCGCACCGGGAGCCAGCAUGGUCCGCAGAACGCCGCCGCCGCCGCCUUCCAGAGGGCCAGCUACGCCGCUGGCCCAGCCUCCAGUUACGCCGACCCCUACCGACAGCUGCAGUAUUGUCCCUCCGUCGAGUCUCCGUACAGCAAAUCCGGCCCUGCCCUCCCGCCCGAAGGCACCUUGGCCAGAUCCCCGUCCAUCGAUAGCAUUCAGAAAGAUCCCAG